Molecule: messenger RNA, 2797 nt
Organism: Rana temporaria (common frog)
Lineage: Eukaryota; Metazoa; Chordata; Amphibia; Anura; Ranidae
Gene: TOB2
Product: transducer of ERBB2, 2
Exons: 2
Coding region: 252-1148 (298 amino acids)
Biological process (GO): regulation of gene expression
Cellular component (GO): nucleus; cytoplasm
Molecular function (GO): transcription corepressor activity
Source: RefSeq, a predicted model, not a curated record
UGUGAAUGUGGGAUCCCUCCGCAGGGUUGCUAAGGGUGAAACUUUUCUCCUGACUUCCCUCACUUUGGGCCAGGAGGAGGGAGGUAGCGGGAUCCCAGCGGACUCUCGAACCCCUAAGUAGCACCCAAAUAAUAUCGGGGGGAAGCUCACGGCGAUACGUUCAAGCACUUUGUACACCACCUCCUCCUGUUUCUCCCAAAGCACAGCCAAACCCAGCACCAGGAAUCUGACACAACUACCGACCAAAGAAUAUGCAUCUGGAGAUUAAGGUCGCCCUGAAUUUUAUUAUUUCAUAUCUGUAUAAUAAGCUUCCAAGAAGAAGAGCUGAUCUGUUUGGAGAAGAGUUGGAGAGGCUUUUAAAAGGCAAAUACGAAGGGCACUGGUACCCGGAAAAACCUCUGAAGGGCUCUGGCUAUCGCUGUGUUCACAUUGGUGAAACUGUGGAUCCGGUAGUUGAGCAAGCAGCACGCAGGAGUGGGCUUGACAUAGAUGACGUAAGAGCAAAUGUACCAGAAGAGCUUAGUGUGUGGAUUGAUCCAUUUGAAGUGUCUUACCAAAUUGGGGAGAAAGGAACCGUUAAAGUAUUGUACUUGGAAGAUGUAGAAAGCAGCACUGAGCUGGACAAAGAGAUAAAGAGUAGCUUCAAUCCUGAAGCACAAGCAUUUAUCCCAAUCACUAACCAAGAAACCUCACUGUCCAACUCGCCAUCUCCAUCUUUUGGUCAGUCCCCAAGUCCAACUUUUAUCCCACGUGCCACCCAGCCCAUUACAUUCACUACUGCCACCUUUGCAGCUACCAAAUUUGGCUCAACCAAGAUGAAGAAAGGAGGUCAGCGCAUGGCACGAUCGCCCACCAAUAACUUGGCAAAGCACAAGGGUCUGUCUCUGUCAAUGCAUUCAUUAAACUUCAGCCCAGCCCAGGGAGCUCCAUCUCAGCUUUCUCCAAAUGCCAAGGAGUUUGUCUUCAGUGGGCCACCUGGGCUUUUCUAUGAUGGGGAUAGCCAGAAUCUACCAAGCCCAGGCCAGUUUGCUACUUCAUUCAACACUGGGAGCAGUCUAUUCAACGAUAAAUCCCCUUUUGUGGAUGGAUUGAACUUCAGCCUUCCUUAUCCAAGCCAGCCUUUCCAGCCUGUUGUCUUGGCUAAUUAAAUUUAUUGAAUUUCUAUAACCUCCUCCCAUUUUUUUUAUUUUAUUUUUUUUGAAAAAAAAAUGAAAAUUGAUUUUGAUUUAUAAAAUUAAAACAAUGGUAACACAGCUAUUUACUGGGAGACAAUGUACUUGGACUGCAUUGCUACUGGACGCUUGUGAAGUUCUCAUCUUUUUACAAGAAAAUGAAUAUAUAUUAAAGUAUAUAUAAAUACGGAGAGUAUAUGGAUAUCUAGUCAGUUUCUUUAUUUUUUUACCUUUGUCAUUGGAUGCAUCAGAAGAAGUAGAAAUGUUUUGGGAAUUGUUUCCCCCCUUAUGUGCCCUAAGGAGGAAGGAAAAUAAGACUGAAGGCUCUUGACUAUCUGCACCACCAUAUCAAAGUGUCCCUGAAGCAGGAUUGUCACACAACAAUGACUGGUACACUUUGCAGCUAGUCUUUUUAAGAUCCUCUUCUGCCAGCCAGGAAGAACAACUGAAACCUAACAACGAGUUAAAGACUUUUUUUUUUUCCUGCAAUUCUCCAACACUGUCUUUUCGCACUAUUACUUUUCGUCUCUUUUAUAGUCUUCAAAACUUCUGUCUUCUAUUCUUGUGUUCCUUUUUUAAGAGUUGUGUUUUUUUUUUUUUUUUUUCUUUCCUUAAAAGCACUGCACGAUCAAUUCUAGCAAGUCUUCUGCAAGACAAGUAAAAUGGUACUCUGCAUUGUCUCCAUGAGGUUUGAUCAUUCUGUAACAAAGGUGGUCAAUCUGUAGAGGGAUCUGAUCUAUGUUUUGGCAAAAAUUUCCAGUCUGCCCAAAAGCAAGUCUUUAAUUUCAGCAAAAUGGCUAUAUUUGGCCACAAAUGUUCUAAAGAUGACAUUGAGAAUGAUAGAUCGGUAUAAUGCACUAUGGUUAGAAUGAUGUAUGAGUUUUAUGUUUGGCUUGUUGGGGCACUCUGAGACAUUGCAGAUUAUGUAGAAUUGUAUUUACUGAUGGAGGGCCUGCUAAAAUAGUUGUGCUAAAUCUAUUCAAUACAAAGCAAAAAUAUUUAGUCUCCCACUAUGGAUGCCUAAUGGGCACCGAUGAAGAAUUGGGAGCUCAACUUAUCUGCGCUUUUAAGGUGAAAUUUAAAGUAGAACUUUUUCUUUUCUCUUCUAGCAGUAUUAUGAGAAAUUGCCUGAGCCCCUUACAACAAGUUUGACACUGUCUUUUUGUUGUAAGAUCACAUUGUGGUGGUAUUGUUUCCUUCUACUUUCUGACCUCUUGAUACAGAAGGCAUAUUUAGGUAUAGCAAACAUAUUCUAUUCCUUGUCAGAAAUAGGCCAGCGUGGCUGAAAUAAUGGCAUUGGAUAAAUAUAAUAUAUUAACAAAUGUUUUAUAUUAUAUCUAUAUUUUUAAAGCUGUUUAUAAAUCCAUUUUUUUAUUUAUUUUAUUUUCUAAGACGACUUUGGGAUAUGCAUUGUAAGGAUCAGUAAUGAAAAUUAUAUAUUUAACAAAAAAAAAAAAAAAAAAAACGAAAAAAAAUAAACUAUAGCCCAGCCUCUCCAUGAAUGCAAAAUCCAUCAUUACUAAAGGUGUCCUUAAGACCAACCGUGAAGGGUAACUGUUUUCCUCUGAGGUAGAUGGCCAAUGUCCAUGUUGGAUUUCAAAAAUAAAAAGAAUUACUGCUUAGUA